UUUCCAUCUAUGGGUCUCAUUCUGUGGGUCUCCAUCUAUGGGUCUCAAUCCAUGGGUCCCAUCUAUAGGUCCCUUCCCUGGGUUCUAUCUAUAGGUCCCGUCUAUGGGUCUCCAUCCAUCUAUAGGUCCCGUCUAUGGGUCUCCAUCCAUCUAUGGUUCUCCAUCUAUGGGUCCCAUCCCCGGGCCUCCAUCUAUGGGUUGCCAUCUAUAGGUCCCAUCCGUGUGUCCCAUCUAUGGGUCUCCAUUUAUGGGUCUCAAUCUCUGGGUCCCAUCUAUAGGUCCCAUCCCUGGGUCCCCAUUUAUGGGUCUCCACACAUCUAUGGGUCUCUCUAUGGGUCUCAUUUAUGGGUCCCAUCCAUCUCUGUCCCAUGUCUCCCCCGGCUGCUCUAACGCUGUGUGUCCACCAGGGGGCGCAGUGUCGCUGUUCCUAUAUUUGUCCACUAGGGGGCGCAGUGUCGCAGUUCCGCUGUGUGUCCACCAGGGGGCGCUGUCUCCAUGUUCCGCUAUUCGUCCAGCAGGGGGCGCUGUGUCGCUAUUUCGCUCUUUGUCCACCAGGGGGCGCUGUGUCGCUUGUGUGUCCAUUAGGGGGCGCUGUGUCCAUGUCCCGCUAUGAGCCCGUUUCGACGCUCGGUUCCGGUUCUUCGUGUUCCGUUUUCCGGGCCCGGGACCGACGUAACGGGCGCCUCGUGGCGUUGAAACGGGUCCGGGUCGGGUCGGGACGGGACGGGCUGCCCCAUAAUGCAGUGCGGGAGGUGGCGCUGCUCAGGAGCUUCCGGCACUUUCGGCACCCCAACAUCGUGCGGCUGCUGGACGUGUGCGCGGUGCCGCGGCCGCAUCGGGGCGGUUCGGUCACGUUGGUUCUGGAACACGUGGAGCGCGACCUGCGGGCGGUGAUUGACAGCGCCCCACAGCGCGGCCUGCCCCAUAGCACCGCCAAGGCCGUGCUGCUGCAGCUGCUGUCCGGGCUGGAUUUCCUGCACUCUCGGCGUGUUCUGCACCGUGACCUGAAGCCGGAGAAUGUUCUGCUCAGCCGCCGCGGCCGCGUCAAAGUGGCGGAUUUUGGGCUGGCCCGAAUCUACAGCGCGAACAGCGCCAUGACACCGGGGGUGGUGACAUUGUGGUAUCGCGCCCCCGAGGUUUUGCUGCUGGGCCCCUACAGCAGCGCUGUGGAUCUUUGGAGCGUUGGCUGCAUCUUCGCUGAGAUGCUGAGCAGGACGCCAUUGUUCUGUGGGAGCUCAGAGCUGGAGCAGCUGGGAAAGAUCUUCGACGUUCUGGGGCUGCCCCCCAAGGAGGAAUGGCCGCCGGACGCAGCGCUGCCCCACGGCGCCUUCAGUGAGCGACCCCCAACCCCCCCUGAGGACAUCGUGCCCCACAUGGGGGCGGUGGGCACUGAACUGCUGCUGGAGCUGCUGCAGUUCAGGCCCCAGCUCAGGAUCUCGGCACAGUCUGCACUGCAGCAUCGUUACCUGCAGGGCACGGAGUGAGGGGGGGGCACGGAGUGAUGGACCCCCCCCAAAUAAAGGGAGCAACGAGGGA
Molecule: messenger RNA, 1536 nt
Organism: Coturnix japonica (Japanese quail)
Lineage: Eukaryota; Metazoa; Chordata; Aves; Galliformes; Phasianidae
Source: RefSeq, a predicted model, not a curated record